CAUCGGAAGAUGGUGCCAGAAACAUUAUCUGAUUGAUAAAACAAACCAACCCCUUCAUUACUCUUUCCUUUUGCUUGAAUUGAUUCCCAAAUCUCCUACACUACUCUUCACUUCCCCUUCUCCCCUCUGCACAUCAGUCAAUUCAAUGGCUACCUCUUCUUCCUACGAGAAAUUUGAAAUCAGGAAACGAAACCCAGAUCCCAAAACCUCUAUCCUCUUAGUAAUCGACAUGCAGAACUACUUUUCCUCAAUGGCUGAGCCCAUCCUACCGGCCAUCGGAACCACCAUCGAUCUCUGUCGCAACGCCUCCGUCCCCGUGAUCUUCACGCGCCACUGUCACAAGUCCGCCGCCGACUACGGGAUGCUGGGCGAGUGGUGGAACGACGACCUCGUCCUGGACGGCACCGUCGAGGCGGAGCUGAUUCCGGAGGUGGGUCGGAGAGCCACUGGCGACGGCGAGGUAAUGGAGAAGAACACAUACAGCGCGUUCAGGGGCACGCGCCUGGAGGAGCGUCUGCGGGAGAUGGGAAUUGAGGAAGUGAUCGUGAGUGGGGUGAUGACGAACCUGUGCUGUGAGACGACGGCGAGGGAGGCGUUCGUAAGAGGGUUUAGGGUUUUCUUCUCCACGGACGCGACGGCCACGUCGUUGCCGGAGUUGCAUGAGGCCACCUUGAAGAACAUGGCUUAUGGGUUCGCUUAUUUGGUUGAUUGCAAGAGGCUUCAAGAGGCCUUUUCCAUGAAGAAAUAGAGUCUCACUGUCGUCUGGGAUUUGGGAAGAAAUGACAGAGAUGGCAAAUAGUAGGGACCUACAUGUUCAAGGUUUUUCUUGUGUGUUUUGGGUGUGCGACCAGUUAAACAUACACAAGCAACAAUCUAAGCGAUAUUUGUGUGCAAAAGAUGCAGAAGAAGAGUUUAGCAACAACCCUUUCAAGCAAAGAAGAAGCAGAAAACAGAAAUCAACAUAAUGGAAAGCAAAAAACACUGGUGUUUCCAUCAUGGAUCUUCCUUCCUUCAUCAUUGUGGCUAUUCUUUCAAGGCUUCCAAUCAGGACCCUCCUACAGUGCAGGUGUAUUUUCAAUAAUGUUCGGCUGGCAAGAUCGGCCUUCAUCAAUAUUGUGUUUCGUGUGCAUAAUGGUUUCUACUUGCUUGAACUUGGACAUGACCAUGACUGUAACUACACUCACCAGCCUCACGGACCAAUGUGGUUCAAAAACCCACUCAAACUUGGACAUGACAGUAAGUACGCUCAUCAACCAAUGUGGCUCCCACAUGCCAAUGCGAUUGAACCUCACAGACCAAUGUGUUUUAGAAUGACAUUUUACAUCCCUCACAGAGAGCUAGAAUUAGUGGGUUCUUGUAAUGGUUUGCUCUGUUUCUCUGAUUACUACCAAACUAUUGACCGUGUUUACAUAGUCAACCCAAUUUUUGGAGAAUAUGUUGCCCUUCCAAAACCUGAGUAUAAAGUUAUUCGUGUGGCUUAUGGGUUUGGAUUUGGAUGUAGUUCGGGCACAGGCCAGUAUAAGGUCCUAAUGAUAAUAAGUAAAACGGUUGAGGUUUGUACUCUUACAUCUGGUACAUGGAGAAAACUGGGAGAUGCUCCAUUCCAACUUUUGGUAAAUCAGUGUGGGGUUACUCUGAAUGGGGCUGUUCAUUGGAUUGUCCCUUGUUCAGAAUGUAUAUAUUCUUUUGAUAUCGACGAACAAUUUCACCCAAUUCCACUGCCUCCAAAUUUUGAAAAUGGAUAAUGUUAUGUCAGAUUGGGAGUGCUAGGGAACUGCCUCUGUGUAUUUGACAAUUCCUGGCGUCAUCUUGAUAUAUGGUCGAUGAAAGAUUAUGGAGUUGCUACGUCUUGGACUAAAGAUUGCAUUUUGAAUAACACAAUUCCGUCUGGGCUGGAUAACGGACCACUUUGCCCAAUCACAAUUUGGAAAGAUGGAGAGAUCUUGAUGUCAUGUCUGGGUACUCUGAUUUCUUAUAAUCCAAAACAAAGGAAUUUUACUCAACUCAGGGUUGAUGGUAUUGGAUCAGGGUUCAAAGCUGUUACUUUUGUCUCGAACUUUCAUUCACUCAAGGAUUUUCCAUUGGCAGAAUGUUUGAGGAUUUUGAAUGUCAAUUCAUACUAGUCUCGUACCACUUACAGUUCCACCAGUACGUUGUAAUACUCCCUUGAAUGCCUUAUUAGUUAUCAUUUCUUUGCACUUAUACCUGAAUAAAAUGUGUUUGAUUAUUAUAAACUAGACUCUUCAUAUAAUGAAGUUUUAAAUGUCAGAUGUAUAUACAGUUUUUUUCUUGUUCUCGAAA
Molecule: messenger RNA, 2301 nt
Organism: Cornus florida
Lineage: Eukaryota; Viridiplantae; Streptophyta; Magnoliopsida; Cornales; Cornaceae
Product: nicotinamidase 2-like
Exons: 2
Coding region: 146-748 (200 amino acids)
Source: RefSeq, a predicted model, not a curated record